AUGUCGUCCGCGGUGGAAGCCAUCUCCUGCUCCAAGGUCGCCGACAUCGCCGCGGCCGGGCUUGCGGAGGCCAAGGAGUGCGCCGCGGCGGUGGCGGAGCACGGCGGGGCUGACGCUGCGGCCGCGGCGACGAACGGGAAGAAGUGCGGCGGCGACGUCGCGGCGCCGCCGCAUUGCGGCAAGGGCGAGCUGGAGGAGGACGACGAGGACGGCGAGAAGGUCCCCGAGCACAUCGACCUCGGCCCCAUCCUCAGCAUCAAGGACCAGCUCGAGAAGGACAAGGACGACGAGAGCCUGAGGAGGUGGAAGGAGCAGCUGCUUGGCAGCGUGGAUCUGAACUCCGUGGGAGAGACGCUGGAGCCGGACGUGAAGAUCAUGAGCCUGUCCAUCCAGUCCCCGGGCCGGCCGGACAUCUUCCUGCCGCUGCCGGUGGAGGCCAGCGGCAAGGGGGUGUGGUUCACCCUCAAGGAAGGCUCUCCGUACAAGCUCAAGUUCACCUUCUCCGUCAGCAACAACAUCGUCUCCGGCCUCCGCUACACCAACACCGUCUGGAAGACCGGCCUCAAAGUGGACAGCGCCAAGGAGAUGCUGGGCACGUUCAGCCCGCAGCCGGAGCCGUACGCGUACGUGACGCCGGAGGAGACCACGCCGUCCGGGAUGUUUGCCCGGGGAUCCUACUCUGCCAAGACCAAGUUCCUGGACGACGACCGGAAGUGCUACCUGCAGAUCAACUACACCUUCGACAUACGCCGGGAGUGGCCGUCGUCAGGCUGA
Molecule: messenger RNA, 774 nt
Organism: Triticum turgidum subsp. durum (durum wheat)
Lineage: Eukaryota; Viridiplantae; Streptophyta; Magnoliopsida; Poales; Poaceae
Source: the annotation of a GenBank genome assembly